Molecule: messenger RNA, 3015 nt
Organism: Rhincodon typus (whale shark)
Lineage: Eukaryota; Metazoa; Chordata; Chondrichthyes; Orectolobiformes; Rhincodontidae
Gene: chm
Product: CHM Rab escort protein
Exons: 15
Coding region: 65-2200 (711 amino acids)
Biological process (GO): small GTPase-mediated signal transduction; protein geranylgeranylation; intracellular protein transport
Cellular component (GO): Rab-protein geranylgeranyltransferase complex; nucleus; cytosol
Molecular function (GO): GDP-dissociation inhibitor activity
Source: RefSeq, a predicted model, not a curated record
CAGCUUUGCGGGGCAAAAAGGGUGUCGUCACCUCCGGGUUCUGAGUCACGUGCGUUGUGGGAAGAUGGCGGACGCUCUCCCGGUGGAGGUGGAUGUGCUCAUCCUGGGUACAGGUCUGCAAGAGUCCAUUAUUGCAGCUGCCUGUUCUCGAAUUGGCCAGAGAGUUCUUCAUAUUGACAGGAGGAAUUAUUAUGGAGGCAACUGGGCCAGUUUUAGCUUUUCUGGAUUGCUGUCUUGGAUCACAGAAUGCAAAGAACACACCACUGACAUUACUGAAGCUGAUUGGAAAGACCAGAUACUGGAAGGGGAAGAUGCCAUUCAACUUGGUCUGGUGGAUAAAUCUACUGAGAAUUUGGAAGUCUUCUGCUAUGCAAGCACGAUUACAGAGGAAGAUGUUAUCGAAGUAGGAGCUCUUGAAAAUAAGCAAUCGAAUGUGGGUUCUGGCACUGCAGCAGAGAAUGCAGUAGUGAACAAUCAAGAUGAGAAAAAUCAAGCACACACAGGUUUAAGCAGUGGUGAUGCAGAAUCUCCUCUAGAAAACCAAGAUUCCUCACUCUCAAAGGAGGAAGUUUUUGCUGAGAAAAUUGAAUCUGAGAACAAACCAUGUUCUUACAAUAUUCCUUCGUCUGCAACCACUGAAAUAUCUCUGGACACGAAAGAGGUUGCUGAUAAUAUGGCUGCAGUUGAGGUGGAAGCUGGCAAUGUAAAUCAAGCUACUGAUGCCUCUACUCAAAAGCUGAAGAAAGAAGAAAAAAUAACGACUUAUUCACAAAUUAUAAAGAAUGGCAGGAAAUUUAACAUCGACUUGACCUCAAAGUUUUUGUAUUCCUGUGGCUCCUUGGUCAAUCUUCUUAUCAAAUCCAAUGUCAGUCGGUAUGCAGAAUUCAAAAAUAUUACCAGGAUACUUACUUUUCGAGGAGGAAGUGUUGAACAGGUACCAUGUUCCAGAGCUGACGUCUUUGCCAGCAAACAGCUCACGAUGGUGGAAAAACGAAUGUUGAUGAAAUUUCUUACUUUCUGUUUGGAAUAUGAACAACACCCAGAUGAAUACGUAGACUUCAAGGACAGUAGAUUUUCAGAUUAUUUGAAGACAAAAAAAUUAACUGCAAAUCUACAGCAUUUCGUUCUACAUUCCAUCGCUAUGGUCUCUGAAACUGCUUUGACCCCUGAGGGACUCAAAGCAACCCAACACUUCCUACAGUGCCUUGGACGCUAUGGAAACACACCGUUCCUCUUUCCCUUGUAUGGUGUUGGAGAAAUACCACAAUGCUUCUGCAGGAUGUCUGCAGUCUUUGGCGGAACAUACUGUUUGCGACAUACAGUGAAAUGCUUGGUGGUCGACAGAGAAACAUCGAGGUGUAAAGCGGUCAUUGACAGUAAUGGCCAUCGCAUAAGCUGUCGAUAUUUUAUUGUGAAUAACAGCUACUUAACUGAGGAACAUACUAAAAAUGUACAAUACAGGUAUAUUUCAAGAGCCGUUCUUAUAACAAAUUCUUCUAUCCUGAAAUCCACUUCUGAGCAGAUAUCUAUUUUGACUGUGCCUGCAAUGGAAAAGGACCAACCUUCUAUCCGAGUCAUUGAGCUCUCUCCCUCUUCAAAUACCUGUCCACAGGGCACCUAUCUGGUUCACCUAACUUGCCCAUCAAACAAAACUGCUAAAGAAGACUUGGAACCUGUUGUAUCUACACUGUAUGCCCAGUACAAUGAAAAUGAAGCUGGUUGUAGUGAGCAUGAAGUGGAAGAAAAACCUCAGGUGCUUUGGGCUUUAUAUUUCAAUGUGAGAGAUACAUCAACAGUUGACAGAAGCACAUAUGAAGGCGUUCCCAGUAAUGUCUUUGUCUGUUGUGGACCCGAUGCUGCGCUUGGAUUUGAGCAGUCUGUUAAGCAGGCAGAAGAUAUCUUUCAUCAAAUCUGUCCUGGGGAAGAGUUCUGUCCCAUGGCUCCAAACCCUGAAGAUAUUAUCUAUGAUGGUGAUGGUGUGCAACCAGAAAGUUCUGGUUUUGGAACUUCUGCAGAAUUAGAAGCAGUUCAAGUAAAAGAAAAUACAAAUCCCAAAUCUGAUCCCACAGAAGAUGGUAACAAGGAAGUGGUAGAAUCGUUGGAUGUUAGUGAAGCGGACAGACAAUCGGAAAUGUCCAGCUCUAAUGCUCAAGCUUUGAAGUGUAAUAAUGGGAUAGAAAUACCAAAGGAUACAGAAUAAUGUAUAUUAAAAUUUCAAAAUAAUGACCAGUGGUGGUAUUUCCAAACUAUAUUGACGCAAACUGAAAAAUGCUGUUAAUAUCAUACAGUGGAAUUAUAGAGGGCAGCCUUUACACCUUGCGACAGUCCACUAAUUGAGGAUUCUAGUUCAGGCAAUUUUUCGAUAUCUUACUCAAAUAAAUGCUGUACUCUGUGCGUAAAGCAGUUAUAACAAAUGGAUCUAUUUCCAGCCACCUGCUGCUACUCUUUCCUCUUCACUUCCCCCUUGCCCUGAAAAUGGACUAAUGUUAAGGCCUAUUGACACUAAUUAAAAGUAGCCAAUUGUGAAGAUGGGAUUGGGGAAGAAUUGCCAAAAUAAGCUUUGCUUAAACCACAUGGAUGUUUAAAGACUAUUAAGGUAUCUAAAAUUAAAGCUACAGCUUGCUUUGCUGGAACCUUUUUAUCACAAUAAUACUAUUCCCAAAAAAAUGGGCAGAACUCACUCGUGAUAAAUGAUGGAAAAUAUUUCUUCUGACAAGAAAUGUUCAAACCAUUCAACAUUUUGAAAUAUUGUUUACUGGAAAAAAUAUUAAGUGCUAAUGUUACGUUAUGAAUAUACUUCAGAAAGCAGGGGCAGGUGCAAACAAUUUUCUCAGUGGAAAAUCAAAUAGGUCUAUAAUGAUAUGUGAUGGAAUAGCAGAUGUUUUGCAGAUCAAGGUACUAUUUUCCAUGAGUAAUGUGUUCAAUAUCAAAAACAUAUACUGUGCAAUAACCUGUGAAAAUACACCUCAUUUAAUGGUUAUGUAAACAAAAGUGAUUAAAAUGUUGCAAAAAUCA